AUGGGCCGCAAGCUCGGUCUAUUUCGAGCGGCCUACCUGGUCUCCGCGAGCUGUAUGGGUUCUUUUGCAUUCGCAUUUGAUACCGGAAUCAUCAGUGGAGUUCUUGCCCUGACUUCAUUCGAAGAAGACUUCAGAUAUAGCCAUUAUUCGAAGACAGCCAAAACAAAUGUCAACUCAAAUGCCGUCUCGAUCUUGCAGGGUGGCGCAUUCUUUGGGUGCUUCCUUAUUUCCCCCAUUGCCUCAUACUUCGGUCGCCGCUCGGGUCUUAUCCUCAGUUCCCUUAUAUUUACCCUAGGUACAAUCUUGCAGGUCAUAAACAGUCAUUCGCUUGGAACUUUCUAUGCUGGCCGAGUCGUCGCUGGACUGGGUAUUGGCUCAGCAACUGUUCUUAUUCCAAUGUACUCCGCAGAAAUGUCGCCAAAAGAGUUUCGUGGUCGUCUGGGAGCUUGCUUCCAACUUUUCUUUGCACUUGGCGUCAUGAUUGCUUACUGGGUCACAUAUGCGGUAAGUAAGGAUCAGGCUUCAGGUACUGGACAGUGGCAAACAGCCCUCGGCCUCCAGCUUCUAGGGUCCACAUUUUUGCUUGUUGGGAUGUGUACCGUGAAAGAAAGCGCACGUUGGCUAGCUUCCAAGGGCAAAGUAGAAAAGGCACGGGAGUCCUUGAAAUGGGUACGUGGAGGCGAAGAGACGGAAGAGCUUCAACAAGAGUUCCAAGAGAUUUUGGCUGGUAUCGAGGAGGAGACUCGCGUCAAGGAAAACCUGACAAUCAAGGAGCUUUUUAUUCCUGCCAACAGAUAUCGACUUUUCAUCGCGAUUACAAUUCAGCUCUCGGCCCAACUGACUGGUAAUACAUCUCUGGCCUACUAUGCCACACAGAUCUUUGGGGCUGUCGGGGCUGGUAGUUCUGCGAAGCUCGUCACGGGAUUCUUUGGCCUUGUCAAAGUUGUCGGUGUUCUUACAUUCCAAACAUUUAUUUUAGAUCGCAUUGGUCGCAAAGUUCCCUUCAUGGUUGGAGCAUUCGCCAUGGGAUCCUUCAUGCUUAUCAUAGCAUGCAUCUUAGCGACACACCCAGCCAACUCCAAUAGUACUUCUUCCGGCCCUACGUCUGCUGGAAUCGCGUGUAUUAUCAUGACAUAUGCUGAGGCCUUCAGCUACAACAUGUCCUGGGGACCAUUGCCAUGGUUAUAUGUCGGAGAGAUUUUCUCGAGCCGUACACGUGAGGUUGGUGUAAUGGUUGGGGCGGCGUCGCAAUGGUUAUUCAAUUUCAUGAUGUCGCAAGUGACCCCUCAUGCUAUCACAAAUAUCAAGUGGCGAAUGUUUUUGAUGUUUGCUAUUUUCAACUAUGCUAUCGUGGGAUAUUCCUGGCUGGUGCUCAAGGAAACUUCGAAACACUCACUGGAGGAGAUGCAAGAGGUAUUUGGCGGCAAGAAAACAUUUGAAAAGCACAUGGACGACGAGGAACAUGUGGAACAUGUUGCAACAGACGACAAUAAGGAAACGGUGUCUUCUACGCAGAACGCCACGAGGAAGGACUGA
Penicillium angulare is the source of this 1536-nucleotide messenger RNA. RefSeq lists its product as uncharacterized. Gene Ontology annotation, biological process: carbohydrate transport; transmembrane transport. The record is from RefSeq and is a predicted model, not a curated record. Gene Ontology annotation, molecular function: carbohydrate:proton symporter activity. The coding region runs from base 1 to 1536 and encodes 511 amino acids. The transcript has 3 exons. Gene Ontology annotation, cellular component: membrane. NCBI's taxonomy places the organism in Eukaryota, Fungi, Ascomycota, Eurotiomycetes, Eurotiales, Aspergillaceae.